AUGGAUGAGGAUUCUGGCAGCAGUAACCCACCCUCAAAAUGGGACUUGCUCAACUACAUUUCUUAUACUCUCUCGUCUAAUAUCCACAUUCGCUUUGCUCCCUCGAUGCGACACCAGCUUUCUAUUGUUACGCUGGAAGAAAUCCGAAGUGCGAAAGACCUAUGUCCACAGAGUAUGGGAGGUUGCAAAAUCCUAGAGAUCAAUACAUCAACAAUAUUGAAAGUGGGACCUAUGGUUCAGAUGGGAGAAGCAGAGGCCCUCUGUCUUUUGAGGAAAAGGACAUCAGUCCCCGUCCCUGAAGUCUUCAAUGCUUACACAAUCGCUGAUAUCGGAUUCAUUUUGAUGGCGAAGAUCCCAGGUAUCCCUCUGGAACAAUGCUGGAAAGAUUUGGCUCUGGAUGCCAAAAAUUCUAUUGUCCGACAGCUCGGCGGGUUUAUUCGGGAGUGGCGUCAGAUUGAAGGGCCGCUCUUCGGAUCUAUUGAUGGUGGUUCAUGCGAAGAUGUUCUCUUCCAACAUUCAUGGGAUGCAAAGCCCCGUCGCUAUGGACCUUGGCAAGAAAAGAAUUCAAUCAGGGAGUGGUAG
Messenger RNA from Penicillium antarcticum, 582 nucleotides. RefSeq lists its product as uncharacterized. The record is from RefSeq and is a predicted model, not a curated record. The transcript has 2 exons. NCBI's taxonomy places the organism in Eukaryota, Fungi, Ascomycota, Eurotiomycetes, Eurotiales, Aspergillaceae. Bases 1 to 582 code for a protein of 193 amino acids.